AUGGCGAACAUAUUCGUAGUAGCGCGUCCAGCAACCAUCCGGUCCGAUUCAACUGACCACAAAGUUACGAUCGAAAUCAUGGAUAUGAGCCCAAAAAUGUUUUAUGAGUUGAUACCAUCGAAAAGCACCAAUGUUUACUUGAAUGCUUCCUGCGCAAACGAAUCCAAAAAGCCGUUUCUUGCUGGCGAAGCAGCUAUAUUUUUCGACAAUAGUUUCAUUUCGAAGAAUCACCUGAAAGCUGUUUUUCCUGGCGAACGUUUCCAGUGUUCGUUAGGUGUUGAUCCCGCUGUGAAAGCUGAAUAUAAACCAGUACAUAAAUACACCGAACAGGAGUCUUUUGGCACUUUGCUGGCGCGAGCAGUAUCAACAAUACACGAGCAGAAGAUCGUUCUCAAAAAUCUGAAACCUACAAGUAUUCUGAUUACCGUAAGAGAGCAUAUACCGAAAACUACGGACGAGAAAAUCAAGAUAAGUUUACUUUCUCCGGAACUGGACAAGAAGAGUGCUGGUGAUCAGAGUUCGAGCACUGGAGAACCCACAGUUGGUGUUCGUUUGGAUGCUAAUCACAAUCUAGAAUGGACAUUACAACUUGAUGCAAACCAGGAAGAAGAGCUAACCGUGAAGUGGUCAAUGGAACAUCCAACCGGACAAACUGUUAAGUUCCGUGAGACGGUUUCUGAACCGAAAGCUGUCGUCGCUGCUGCUCCGAGUCUUGUUCUACGAAGGGUUGCUGCAACACAAAAGUUGUUGCGUGUUGCGCCGGAAACCUGUAGCUUUGAGAAUUGCUGCCAACCGAAAGAUUGCUCCGAGGCAGGUCCUCGUUGA
Molecule: messenger RNA, 825 nt
Organism: Gongylonema pulchrum
Lineage: Eukaryota; Metazoa; Nematoda; Chromadorea; Rhabditida; Gongylonematidae
Source: the annotation of a GenBank genome assembly